UAUACCACGCAGUGUCCAUAAAUAAUUUAAGUGAAAAUAAAAAGCAGAUAAUUUUAAUGUAUUGAUAAUUUUUUUCAGUAAGCAAAUACCUACAAGAAAUCUCGUAUUUUGCGUUGUUUUUGUGUUAAUGGUAUUGAAAUUGUAAAGUAGGUGAAAGGGGUAAUAAAAGACGUGUUUGUUUCCUAUAAGUAUGUAAGUAACUGUAAAAAGCAAUUAGAAGUUGAAGGAUCAAAGUAUUUAUUGGAAUUUGUACCUACCAACAAAGAUUAAAAAAACAGUACAACAUACAAUUUAAAGUACAGUACCUGUUCACACCUUCAAAAUGCAUGAAGCUUUCUUAAAUCUGAAUGGUGUAAGGACGAAAGUCUCUACAUGGGGCAGAUGGGUAGAAGAGUCAUCAGAAGGACAAGAUGACAUCGUUUUGAUUAUAACUGGUAACCCAGGUAUAAAUGGAUUUUAUAAUAAUUUUGCCAAGACGAUACAUGAGAAGUUAGGGUACCCUGUGUGGUGUCUGGGUCAUGCCGGUCAUGAUUUACCCAAAGAGACCAUUACCUUACCCAAGUUCAAAGAACAUCAAGAAUUAUAUGGCCUCAAAGAACAAGUACAACACAAGGCUGAUUUCCUAGAGAAAUAUAUUCCAAAGAAUGCAAAAAUACACCUUGUUGGGCAUUCCGUUGGGUCUUAUAUGAUUCUGGAGCUAUUGGAUCACCCCGCUUUGAGAGACAAAGUCGUAGAUGUGUAUCUUCUGUUCCCAGCAAUCGAACAUAUGGCCGAAACAAAUAAUGGAAAAUUUUUAACAAAUUUUAUAAAACCCAUAGUACCAAUAAUAGUUUUCCUCUCUUGGAUUUUCACGUUUUUGCCCAAUAUAGUCCAAUUUUUCUUAAUAUAUGUUUAUACUACGUUUAUCAUGAGAAUACAUGCUAAGCAACAUAUAAAAAAUAUAAAAGCCCUCAUAAAACCAGGUGUUCUUCGGCGAGUGUUUUUCUUGGCCUUUGAAGAGCUAGACCAAAUACGAGAGAGAAAUAAUGAAGUUAUAAAGAAAAACGUGAAUAAAAUCAAGAUUUAUUAUGGAAGAACCGAUGGUUGGGCUCCUCUUAUUUUUUGUGAUAGAAUUAAACGUGACAUUCCAGAUGUUGAUGUCGAGAUUACUGAUUACCAUCAUACUUUUGUACUGAACAGUAGUUUCGAGGUGGGAGACAAGGUUUCCACUUGGAUAAAAGAGAAAAAAUAGAUGAACAAAACACCUGCCUGUAUUAUGUGACUUUUAUUGUUAGUAGGGUAAUUUAUGGAAAUAUACAAAAGAUAUAAAA
Messenger RNA from Anoplophora glabripennis (Asian longhorned beetle), 1310 nucleotides. Its product is annotated as lipid droplet-associated hydrolase. Lineage: Eukaryota; Metazoa; Arthropoda; Insecta; Coleoptera; Cerambycidae. Gene Ontology annotation, cellular component: lipid droplet. The record is from RefSeq and is a predicted model, not a curated record. Gene Ontology annotation, molecular function: lipase activity. Gene Ontology annotation, biological process: lipid storage. The transcript has 2 exons. Bases 323 to 1231 code for a protein of 302 amino acids.